AUGAGUGCUGCUGAAGCUACGUCUGCUCUGGAGGCUCCGGGUUCGAGCAGCUGGUCGGUUCCUGUGGAGCAUCUGGACUACAGCUUCAUCCAGAGCUGCUCGGACCUCAAACACCUGGAGCAGAUCCUGAGAGUGCUGCGGUCCGGUCAGGACGGUUUCUACCCUCAGCUGAUCGAGUUCUGUGAGGAACACAUAGAGCAGCUGGACCCAGAGUCUCGAGUCCUGAGGAAGGAGAAUCGAGCCGCCACCGCUGCCAGCUUCUCCGCAGAGGAGUGGAGGAGCAUCUCUGAAGACCUGCAGCUGUGGGAGAGCAGCAUGAGACUGAGAGAAGCGGAGCUGAAGCAACGGCCCAUACUCCGUGAAGCUGCAAACGUGCCGCCGGUGCGGUGCUCAAACCUCAGUCAGAGAAGCGUCAGCGCUGCGGGGAGAACUGAGAAAACAUCCUGCGUCCCUCGACCCUACAGAGACUGGGACACGUUUGAUGUGGAGGCUGAGUGCGCUAACACUGAGGAGAGCGACAGAAACCCAUGUCUCGCUUGCAUCCGUCCAGCCGAGCUUGAGACCACACCGACGGUCAGCAGCACAGCCCUGAGCGCGCAGGAGAAAGAGCAGGGCAACCAGGCCUUCAGGAGCGGCGAUUAUGAGGAGGCCGUGGCGUAUUACAGCAGGAGUCUGUCUCUGGCGUCUUCAGCCGCUGUGUUUAAUAACCGCGCUCAGGCUCACAUCAGACUGCAGUGCUGGAGCGCGGCUCUGAACGACUGCGACGCGGCUCUACAGCUGGAGCCUGGAAAUGUCAAAGCUCUACUGCGGCGUGCCACUGCACACAAACAUCUGGGUCGCCUGCAGGAAUCCCAUGAUGACCUGAGAGCCGUUCUCCUGAUCGAGCCGCACAACGCCACAGCGCAGAAGCUGCUGAUGGACGAGACGGAGAGCGAUGGGCGUCAGGAGACAUGCAGCACAGGCAGGAAGAUCCUCAUUCAGGAAGAGGAGGAGGAUGAAGACACUCAGGAUGAAAGCAGAGAGGAGAAGCGGGAUGUUAGCGGGGUAGAGAGUGCAAUCAUGGGAAAUACACCGAAGACGCCCGACUGCACCAACAUGGAGACGGACGGACUGAACGAACCGACCAAUGACAGCACCAGCUGCAGAGGGGGCGGGUCAACAGCAGAACAGACACAGACUGGAGCUCCGCCCACUGGACACGCCCCCCUGAAGAACGAGGAUAACAGACGGUCUGGAGAAACUCAGACAGAGAAACACACACACACCAACACUGAACACACAGCAGCAGAGUUCAAGCUCCUGAAGGAUGAUGGGAACACUCUGGUGCGGAGCGGCCGCUAUCUGGACGCAGUGGACAGAUACACUCAAUGUCUUCAGCUGAAGCCACACGAAUGUGCUGUUUACACCAACAGAGCGCUCUGCUUCAUCAAACUUCAUUGCUUCACUGAGGCCCAGCAGGACUGUGACUCCGCCCUUCAGCUCCAGCCCACCAAUAAGAAAGCUUUCUACAGACGCGCACUGGCCAAUAAGGGCCUGAAGGAUUACACGGCGUGUUGUUCAGACCUGCAGCAGGUCUUGUGUCUAGAUGCAAGUGUGACGGAGGCGGAGCAGCUGCUGAUGGAGGUCACGCGUCUGAUGACGGACAGUAGAUGUUCAUCAGGACCUCGCAGGAGCGUCACCAUCACUGAGGUGGAUGAUGAUGAUGAUGAAGAUGAGGGCAGCAGUGCGGUCGGGCCGUCCGUCUCCCUGCGGUUGUCUAACACGUUUGAGUUCGGUCAGGCGCUGAACAGCGCUCUCUCUGGUGGUGACCUGCUGACCUGCGCUGAGCUCAUGCGCUCCGUCACUUCCGAAUGCCUGCCGCGGCUCAUCGGCACACAGCUGGACGGACACACGCUGGGCUUCAUCAUACGGGCGCUGAACACACACCUGCUGCACACACACCCCGAGCUGGUGUUCCUGCACCUGCAGCAGCUGCAGACGGCACGCAGACUCACGAUGGUGCUGAUGUUGUUGGACGGUGAGGAUCGCACACAGCUCUCACAGAUCUUCCAGAAGCUUCAUGCAGUGCAGACUCAAGCUUUCUCACAAAAUGACGUCACAAACCUGGCCAACAAAUACCUGUGAUGCUCCUUCAGCCUUCCCAUGAUUCCACACUCACACACAGCU
Molecule: messenger RNA, 2166 nt
Organism: Sinocyclocheilus grahami
Lineage: Eukaryota; Metazoa; Chordata; Actinopteri; Cypriniformes; Cyprinidae
Gene: spag1b
Product: sperm associated antigen 1b
Exons: 15
Coding region: 1-2124 (707 amino acids)
Cellular component (GO): cytosol
Molecular function (GO): protein binding
Source: RefSeq, a predicted model, not a curated record